AUCAAAUUGGAAAUAAUAAAAAUUUAUUUAUUGAUAUUUGGGUCUUCCAUUUCUGGCUGACGCAAGCUGAGAAUGGAGGAGUUUGAACGAAGAAAAAAGUGGCAUUGAUGGCUUUUCUUCAUCUUCCACUUUCCUACUCUCUGCGUAUCUUUUUCCCCUUUUCGACUUCGAAUUUCUUCGAUUUCUUUUCGCCUUCUCCGAUUUCGUGGAGGGACGCACCAGAAAGGAGCAGCUAUGAAGACUUCUUUGCGGAAGUUGCGGGGUUUAGGACUGCACAAGCACGAAGCUAAGGACCGUAUAGAUCUUCGUCCUUUGGCUCAAUUGGAUGAGCUUGCUCAGGCUUCUCGGGACAUGGAAGAAAUGAGAGACUGUUAUGACAGCUUACUUUCUGCAGCUGCCGCUACAGAAAAUAGUGCUUACGAAUUCUCAGUCUCAUUACAAGAAAUGGGUGCAUGUCUUCUUGAGAAAACAGCACUGAAUGAUGAUGAAGAUAGUGGUAAGGUUCUGCUAAUGUUGGGAAAGGUGCAAUUUGAGCUCCAGAAACUUGUUGAUCGAUAUCGUUCUCAUAUUUCACAAACAAUAACUCGUCCAUCUGAAUCUCUUCUGAAUCAACUUCGAACAGUUGAGGAGAUGAAGAGACAAUGUGACGAGAAAAGAGAAGUAUACGAGUACAUGAGACUGAGGCACAAGGAGAAGGGGAGGUCAAAGACUGUUAAAGGAGAGAGCUUUACAUCGCAACAGUUGCAAACAGCUCGAGAGGAAUAUGAUGAUGAGGCAACCUUAUUUGUUUUCCGGUUGAAAUCGUUGAAGCAAGGACAGUCUCAUAGUCUUCUCACGCAGGCUGCUCGUCACCAUGCUGCUCAGCUAUCUUUCUUCAAGAAGGCACUUAAAUCUCUUGAAUCUGUGGAACCACAUGUCAAAUUGCUGACAGAACAGCAGCACAUUGAUUACCGAUUCAGUGGACUAGAAGACGACAAUGUCGAUUAUGGGAAUAAUGAUGGUGUUGAUGAUGAUGAUGGUUAUGAUGAUGGUGAUGAUGGGGAAUUAAGCUUUGAUUAUGGGCAAAAUGAUCAUGAUCCUGAUAUUUCAACAUUUCGAAGUCCUGAGUUGGAUCAGCCAGAUCUUGCAUUUCACCACGUGGAAGCUGUGAAGGAAAAUCUUGACAGAAAUCGUAGGAAUUCCUUUUCUUUUGGUGCUAGAACAACAAGCCAAUCUGCCCCACUUUUUCCUGAAAAAAGAUUUGAUGCUGCUGAAAGAAUAAGACAGAUGCGGCUUUCAUCAACCCGGAAGUUCCACACUUAUGUUCUACCCACCCCAGCUGAUACAAAGGGUUCAGUUUCUGGGGGCCCCGGAAACCCGGUGCCUAACGCCAUACAGACGAUACAUCAGCAAAAUUUGUGGCGGCAUUCGUCACCACUGGAACCUAGGAAGUACGACAAGUUAGUCGGAGAUGAAAAUAUGUCAGGACAUGGUGCUGCAAAGACGCAGUCUGUACUCAAGGAGAGUAACACUAACACAGCAUCCACUCAGUUACCUCCUCCUUUGUCUGAUGGGUUGCCACGGCACAGUCCAGCUGCAGCUUCUUAUGCUAAAAAAAUUAAGAGACUAGCCUUUUCGGGUCCUCUAAUAGGUAAGCCAUCAGCUAACAAAUCUGUUCCAGUCGAAAACCCCCAAUUGUUUUCAGGACCUCUCUUACGAAAUCCAAUGCCCCAACCUUUAUCAUCAUCACCAAAAGUGUCCCCAGUUGCUUCCCCUACUUUUAUUUCCUCACCUAAAAUAAAUGAGCUUCAUGAGCUUCCUAGGCCUCCCAUUAGUUCAACAUAUAAGUCGUCAAGACCUUCAGGUUUAGUUGGUCACUCGGCUCCAUUGGUAUCCAAAAGUCAAGGACUCUCUACUGCCACUAAAACUGUAGUAAGGAGUACAGCGUCUCCAUUGCCAAUGCCUCCCCUCCAAACCAUCACACGCAGUUUCUCCAUUCCUUCAAGGAGCCCUAGGGAGACAGAUACCUUAUUUCAUGAGUCAAAGCCUCUGGAAACUUCUGAAUCUUCUGCAAUGGCCUUAGACACGACGUCACCUCCCUUGACACCACUUACCUUAUCUAACAACCAGAGUCAUCCAUCAACAGGUUCGGAGAAUGUGGUCCAAGUCCUGCAAGUUAAAGGUGCAGAUUGAUGAAACCUUAUGUGGAGAUCAUUGUCUGUUGAUGGCAGUCAGAAAUGGUCGGGGCCAAAAGUUAGUUGUUUCCAACCAUCAUCCAGUACAGGUCUUUCCUAUGUUGUAAAUAAUUCCUCAUCUAUUCUGUUCUCAUCUCAUGAUGAUUGAUGACCACUUGGCUCGUAAUUAUUUAAAUAAUUGCCAUUUCGUUCAUCACCCAACGAGUUUUGUAUCUCCCCAAGCAAUUUAUGGUGAAAAAGAGAGAAAAAUCCCCCCUACCACCCCCCAAAAAGAACCCACAAUAACAAAUUAUUUUCCCUUCCAAUUUUGUACCCUUUAGUUUACACUUUCUAGGUUGAGAAAUUAAUGCUUCUACAAAAUGUUGAAUGUAUUGUGACUUUCUUCUUUCAUUCAUGGAUCAAGUGGCAUUUCUUCAAUUGAUAUGAGAAGAUUGUGUAUACAAAUUCAACUUCAGAU
Molecule: messenger RNA, 2631 nt
Organism: Momordica charantia (bitter melon)
Lineage: Eukaryota; Viridiplantae; Streptophyta; Magnoliopsida; Cucurbitales; Cucurbitaceae
Product: hydroxyproline-rich glycoprotein family protein
Source: RefSeq, a predicted model, not a curated record